Messenger RNA from Alligator mississippiensis (American alligator), 15278 nucleotides. RefSeq lists its product as uncharacterized. Gene Ontology annotation, molecular function: nucleotide binding; DNA binding; DNA-directed DNA polymerase activity. Bases 1613 to 4639 code for a protein of 1008 amino acids. Gene Ontology annotation, biological process: DNA replication. The record is from RefSeq and is a predicted model, not a curated record. Lineage: Eukaryota; Metazoa; Chordata; Crocodylia; Alligatoridae. The transcript has 9 exons.
AUCUCUCAGCUGGAGCUGUUGCUCACAACAUCUUGGAGGUAACAGCAGGAGCUAUGGGGAUGGCAGGAGGCUCCUGGUCCUGGGGAAUGACUGAAUACUACACCCUGCUGGGGUAGGAUGGUCUGGUGGGUCCACCCAUGUCAGGGCAGUCCCCAAGAAAUACCAGGUCAGUUGCAAGGAUGGGGCAUCUUAAAGCAUAGAAAGGGCAGGGGGAGCCAUGUAUAUUGCCCUAGGUACCAGGGCAUCUAAAUGGGUAGCCUCCUGCAUUUUAGACCAAUUAUUUAUUUAUCAAGUCAUGGCAGGAGAUACAGAGCAGACUACCCCUAGAUAGGUAGGCAGGCCGAUGUUCAGACCCAACCCAGAAUUGGCCCCCAGUCACAUACAGACAUUACUCUUUUACUGGUUGAUCUUUAUCCUGGGUGGGGCCUCCCAAUAGACGGUGGUACUCACGGUUAUCGGACGCGGUGAUCCACGGGACUCCGCCUCCCCUACACCCCGUCCACACACCAACUGCUGGGCGAUGUUGUCCAGAUGUUGCCAGGCCCAGUAUGAUGGCCCCUGACCGGUUCCCCGGUUCCGGUCGUCCUCCCUCCUGCUGAGAGGGAUUUCUCCUUUCUCCUUCCUUACAGAUAAUACUCCUCCAAACAAGGGGGAGCUGGUGGGUGCUUCCCCUGGUGCCAGCCCCCUCCUGGGGCCUCCGCUGUCUCCCCUUUCCUCCCGUCCGCAGGGCGCUCCCCUGCCUCCUGUGCGUUUGCCGCUUGCAGAGAGAAUGCCUCGGCGUGCACUCUCUGACUGCCUCUCGCUUGGCUGCUGGAGAAAGGCUUCCAGCUCUUGCCUACACUGCCCGCUUGAGACCCGCAGGUGGGGUCCUCGAUGCCCCGUGCGAGAGCCUGCAGCACACCCAUACUCUCUCUCCCUGGCUCCCGCCCCUUCCCUGUUCUGCCGGCGUUUUUAAAUCCUCCCGCUGCGGCCGCUCCGGCCACUGGGAUUGGCUCAGCUGUUCGCCGCGCAGGGAACAGCUGUUGCCAGAGCCGGCGUAAUGGCGGCUUGCGCGGCUGCAGCCGCGAUGCGGCUCUUUCUCCCGCUGCCCCUCUGACAAGAGCUUAUCAGGUGGGGAAGCCCCAGGCCAUUAUACCACAAUAAGAACCUCUUCUUCUAAAAUAGAAAAGCAGAACAAGCACAUACAGUCAUGUUUUUACCCAGUAGUAAAAGUGAUCACAUGCACCACACCCAAAGAAGAGCAGGGACCUGGGCAGAGACCUCUAAAAGCAGAUUAUAACACCCAAGGAUCAGAAGACGGACGGGACAGAACAGAAGGGUACGAUUCCUCGGAGGAAAACAAGCCACAUACCUCUGAGAAACUCACAUGUAAAAAGACUAGGAUUCACACCCCCAAAACAGGUGAUCUGAACCCUGUGAAUAAGAAACCCAGGACUGAUUGCUUGCACAAUUUACAAAAAGAGGAGUGUCUUUCUCCUUUUUUGAAAGAUCAUAAUUAUUGUGAAAAAAAAAAAAAGAGGGUGGGUUUUCGAGGUGGGUAUAAACACCCUGUCUUGAAAGAUCAUGAUUAUUGUGAAAAAAGAAGGGGGUUUGGAGUGGUACACACAGGCGUAUGUGUCUCAGAAAGAGUGCGCAGAGCCCUUUGAAAGAUCAUGAUUAUUGUGAAAAAAAGAGGGGGAUUUGGAGUGGUACAUGCAGGUGUAUACAUCUCAGAAAGAGUGUGCAGAGCGCUUUGAAAGAUCAUGAUUACUACCAGCGCAAAAGGGUAAAUUUUACUCAGAGAGGAGGUAGUCUGUGUAAUUCGGACAGCAGGCGUAGUCUGUAUCAUAAGAGGGGGAGUCAUGGUAAACAUGGGGGUAAAAAUGGUUGUCCAACCAGCAAGUGGCUUGCGGGGAAAAAAGUAAGGGCCUGGUUAAAGAAGAGCGUGGGGAAGGCUAAACACCGUUUGUGGGGAAAAAAAAAAAAGAGAUCCCCUAGGGAUCCCUCAAACACUUCUCCUCCUAUCAGUCCUGACCCCUCACCAGAACCCCCGGAGCCAGAGAGAGGGGAUGGAGAACAUGGUUUAGGAACCCCUUUAGAGGGUCCCUCAAGUGUACCCCAGACACCCAGAUUGGAUCUUUCACAAGAACCCACAGAGCCAGAGAGGGGAGAUGGUGACUAUGGUUUAGGAAGCCCCUUAGAGGGUCCCUCAAAUGUUCCCAGACCUUCCCCAUCACCAAGACCUGAGGGGUCAGAGGGUUGGAAUAACGAAUCUGUUGUAGAAGACAGUUUAGAGGACCCCUUAAGCGCCCCCUGGUCUCCUAAGUCAUCAGAGGAUGUUUUACCAGAUGUACAUAUGGUGCGGGUGAGAAGGCAAGAGUGGUCUGUAGCCAGGUUUGGAGGCAUGAGGUACACUGAGGAGUUCCGUUUUGUGAAUCUGGAGCGUGUGCCGUUACACGUGGCAUACGAAGCCAUAACCCAUGGGGUGGAAGAAAUUGUAGCAGAACUCCGCCAGAGAUUCACAGGCAACGAUUAUGCCCAGUUACGUAUUCAGGCAGAUAGUUUGUCAAACUGCUUAUACUCUCGAGCUAUUAAUUUAAACAAGAUGACCCCUGAGCUGUUUUUAGAGUGGCUCAGUAAGCUGUUACAAAGCCAGAGAGAAAUAUUUCUCGAUUCAACAUUUCGGCUGGUUGUGAUUGUUGUGAAAGGCCGGGGAGGUGGGAGCCGUAGAGUUAUAAGCUCUAUCCCCUAUUCCCAGAUCAUUACUAAAAAGAGGAAGUAUUUAAUAGACUUGAAUACCUAUGAUACCAACCUGUGCUUUGCAGGCAGUCUAUUGGCUGUUACAAAAUGUAGAGGGGCCAGAGAUGUCGAACUGCUAGAUGGUGCCAAAGAACUGCAUAGGAAAUUAGGACUGUCUAUAUAUCAAAAGGUUAUGCUCCAGCAAGUACCUUUGUUUGAAGACCUUGAGCAGCUUAACGUUCACAUAGUGAUGCAUAAGGAAAAAACUGGGUGGAGUUUAUUUAAAACACAGGACACGCCCAGAUACCCCGUCACCUGUUUUCUUCUGCUACAUGGUGAACAUUAUUAUGGUGUUUUAAAUGUGAGAAAUGUGUUUGGCAUGAGAAAUUAUUGUGAUCUUUGUCAGACGUUGUACAGCCAUAGCCACACGUGCAGGUUCCGAUGUCGUCUUUGCCUGAGCCCAAACUGCUCUGAAAACAUGGGUAGGACACAGCGGUGCCCUAACUGUAAACUGUUCUGUCGUUCCAAAGAGUGCUUAGAAAAGCACGUGGCCCUGGCCUCUGAAAAUAGGAUUGAAUGUCUGACUAAAACUCUGUGUGAUGAGCGUAAAUCUUAUGUGGACAAAAAGCACGAGUGCACAGGGCGACAGUGCAAACAGUGUUAUGGGAAAAUCACGGAUGUAAACAAACACUGGUGCUUUAUGCGCCAGAUUAAAGAGCCUGAAGAAGGUGAGGGGUACAUUUUUUAUGAUUUUGAAUGUGUGCAGGAGAUGGGUAUGCAUGUGCCCAACUAUAUUUUUGCAAUGGAGCUAAAGACAGGGGAAAAAAAACCUCAGAAAGACGCAGGCAAAAACCCCAAAAGGGUUUGUAAAGCUAAGCCCAAAAAGCCAGAAAGCACUUGGGAGUUUAAGGGUGAAGAGUGUCUGUCUGAUUUUAUUAAGGUUUUUAUGGAUAAAAAGUUCAAGAACUACACCUUCAUAGCUCACAGUGCCAAAGGCUACGACGGUUACUUCGUUGUCAGCCAGUUAUUGAAGGAAAAAAUGGGUGUGAAACUAAUCACUCAGGGCGGUAAACUCAUGUGCAUUGAAGUGACCAGGCUAGGCAUCCGUUUCAUAGAUUCUUUAAUCUUUUUGCCUAUGAAACUUAGCAGACUUCCACAGGUGAUGGGAUUUGAAGGAUGCAAAGGUUAUUUCCCACAUUUUUUUAACAGGGCAGAAAACCAAAACUAUGUGGGACCUCUCCCAAAGAUGGAAUACUACGGCAUUGAAAAUAUGAUGUCCAGUGAGAAAGGACAGUUUUUAGAAUGGUAUCAGAAUAACCGCGAUAAGACCUUUGACAUGCAGAAGGAGCUGGCCUAUUAUUGCCACCAGGAUGUAAAAAUUUUGAAAGAGGCCUGUUGUCUCUACAGGAAUGAGAUUAUGAAAAUGACACGGCGAGUAGACCGAGUGAAAGUAGAUGGUGAACUCCAAAAUGUAGUACGCUGCAUAGAUCCUUUUCAAUACAUCACACUGGCCUCCGUCUGUAUGGCCAUGUACAGGUUUAUGUUUUUGGAACCACAGACUGUAGCGCUUCUCCCCCCGGACAACUAUCACAGGCAGAAAAAGAGGUUUUCAAGCCCAUCUAUUCAGUGGCUAAUGUACAUAUCGGAGAAAGAAAAUAUUCAAAUUCAACAUGCCUUACAGGGUGGGGAAUUUCAUGUAGGUCCCUAUUUUUUAGACGGCUACGCCAACAUUGGUGGGGAACCUACGGCGUUUGAAUUUAAUGGAUGCUUUUUCCAUGGCUGUGUCACUUGCUACAAUGAGAAAGACCAGAACCCUUUGACAGGGACGACCUUCGGGUUUCUGAAUUAUCAGGCAUUGCACAAGAUCGAUUAUCUCAAGAGAGAAGGGUUUACCGUUAGGACCAUUUGGGAGCACGAGUGAAGGGCUCUGUUAGAAACAGAUGGGGAGCUGGCAGAUUUUUUAAGCAGAACCCCGCUGCCUUCUCCACUGGUGCCUAGGGAUGCUCUUUUUGGGGGCAGAACUAAUGCCAUCUGUCUAUAUUACCAAACUAAACCUGGCGAACAAAUACACUAUUACGAUUUUACCAGUCUUUACCCCUUCAUAAACAAAAUGAAGGAAUACCCAAUCGGACACCCUGAAAUCAUUCAUGACAAUUUCCAACCCCUGUCGAGCUAUUUUGGAAUAGCCAGGGUGAGACUGUACCCACCGCAAAGUCUUUUUUUCCCUGUGCUACCCACUAGGAUGAACGGGAAACUUAUGUUCACGCUGUGCCGCCUCUGCACGGAAACAAGACAGCAAAAGUGUGACCACACAGAUGAAGAGAGGGCCCUCUUGGGCACGUGGUGCACACCAGAAUUGAAUAAAGCUAUCGCCAAGGGGUACAGAGUAGCUCAAAUCUAUGAAGUUUGGCAUUUUGCUGAGAAGUCUAGCACCCUUUUUUCAGAGUACAUAAAAAUGCACCUCCAUCAGAAGCAGGAAGCCUCGGGCUACCCCGCCUGGUGUACUGACCUAGAAAAACAAGAGAGAUACAUGGCCAAUUUCUUGCAAAAAGAAGGCGUGACUUUACGCCCUGAGCACAUCAAACCCAAUCCUGCCAAGCGCCAAAUAGCAAAAUUGUUUCUAAAUUCUUUGUGGGGUAAAUUCGGUCAGAGAACCAACUUGCCCAACACCAGUAUCGUUAGAGACCCCGAAGAACUCUUUGGCUACCUCUUUUCUCCCGCCUAUGAAAUUUCAUCUUGCGACUUUAUUGAUGAUGAGGCAGCCUGCGUGUCUUGGAAACAUGCCAAAGAGCGUUACACGGUCUCUGGUAACAAACAUCUUUAUAGCCUGUUUCACCACCGCUUAUGCACGCUUAGAGUUGUACUCACUGUUAGACAGCUUGCAAGAACGUUGUCUGUACCACGACACAGAUUCUGUGAUAUUUGUGAGCCGCGAGGGAGAUUGGAAUCCCCCGCUAGGUGAUUAUUUAGGCGAGCUCACCAGCUAAAUUCCGCCAGAUGAACACAUCACAGAGUUUGUGUCGGCUGGUCCAAAAACCUACGGGUACAAGCUGUCUGGGGGAAAGGUUUGCUUGAAGGUGAAAGGGAUUACCCUGAAUGUGGCCAACAGUGAAAAAGUCAACUUUGAAACCUUGAGAGAUCUUGUUCUAGGUUAUGGGGCAAACCCCACUGGGGACACCCCUAAAACAAUUGUGAUACAACAGCGCUCUACCGUCAGGAACAAAAGAAAGUGGACGAUAGAAACCAAAACCUUGAGAAAAACGCAGAAAGUCGUUUAUGACAAAAGGGUCCUCACAGAAAACUUUAACAGCCUCCCCUAUGGUUUUUAAAGAUGGAUAUGCGUUGGAAGCAUCCUUUUUCUGUGAUUUUGGCAGGCCCUAGCAACUGUGGUAAAAGUUACUUUAUAAAAAACCUUUUGGAUCACGCUGAUAAAAUGGUGUCUGUUAUGCCUGAGAAUAUCGUGUGGUGCUAUAGCUGUUGGCAGCCUUUGUAUGAAGAACUGCUUUGUAAAUAUCCUUUUAUCAAGUUUGUGGAGGGUCUACCGGACAGUCUUAAUGACAACUGUUUGUUUCCUCCUAAUAAAAUAAAUAUGGUUGUGGUAGAUGAUUUGAUGGACUCUGCCUGUGACAGCGGCGAAAUCGAGAAAGCCUUUACCAAGUACGUGCAUCAUCGGAAUCUGAGCAUUAUGUAUAUAGUUCAAAAUGUUUUCUGUCAAGGGAAAAGGAGCCGCACCAUUGCUCUUAACACAAAAUACAUGGUUUUGUUUAAAAACCCCAGGGAUAAGCUACAGAUAGUGUCCCUGGCGCGGCAGAUGUACCUGGGUAAGACCCAGUUCUUUCUAGAAGCUUUUGAGGAUGCCACUAAAACACCUUACGGGUAUCUGGUGGUUGAUCUAAAUGCUUCAACCCUGGAUACUUUUAGAUUAAGAACCGGGCUUUUUCCUCCCAACCAACCAGCUGCUUACACUUUUAAAAAAUCAGCAGGUGGGAAUAAAAAGAGAUGAUGUAGUGGCAGCCUCUUCUUAGCUCUCGGGAUGGUGGAAGGGAAACAUGUCUAACCGCGUAAAAAGAAAUCUGGCUCUCUUAAAACUACUUCUUCAAUCCUCCCCACAGCAGAGAAAAGCUAUACUUUGCUCCGCCUCUGAUGAUUUAAUAGCAGCCAUUUCAGAAAUUGCUCUGAACACCUUAAAAGGAAACAUCCCUUUGACACCGCAUCAAAUUCGCGUGCUAAAAAAGAGACGCGGGAUCAUAAAAAACCUAAGUAACAAAAGACUACCUCUUAAAAAAAAGAAACAGCUGGUGAAACAGUCUGGGGGAUUUAUUGGACCUCUGUUAAGUUUUGCUCUUCCUUUGGUUACGGGGCUUUUGGCUAGCCGGUGAUGGAGCAUGUAGAAAAAAUGUACCUGGUGCCCAAACAUGAACUGGAACAAUUAAGGGCUACCCAACCGCCUCAGGAAAAUAUCAGAACUGAGGCAACCCGCUUAUUGGAUGCUGAAAUGAGGAAUAUUCUCCAAAGACCGGGAUUAGAAGAAUAUGAUAAGGCUAAACUGUAUGCCACAGUGCUUCAGAAAUACCUGACCUAUGUAAAGCAGGGUGAUCUGGACAGAGGGAAAUUAACCCUGUUUCUGCCGGAACAGACACCCCUAGAAGCCGGAUACCCCCUAGAAACCCCCACGAACCCUGACACAAUCGUUCAGGAAGUACUGGAUAACGUGCAUACCCGAUACAGGAAAAAUGCUAAAGUACUGCUCACUAAGCUGAGCCAGCACAAGGAUAUUUCUUCUUGGGAUGAUCAAGGGGGUUUCAUCUACAAAGGGAUGCUAGUCAAGGGUUCUAACAUGCUCGACUUGGUCCGGAGAACCCUUCAGACUCACGCCGGGGCUACUAAACAUCCGCCUAAAGGCUGAGACAUCUUUAUGCAAGCCAUGGCCGAGCUGAACGUACCAUCUUCUGUUAUGGGCAACGUUGUGAAUCGUGAUCAUCUGGAACGUCUGAAAGCAUCUGCCUCAGACCAAGAAACACCAACAACGCCACCUAUGAAGCGAAAAAUGGUCUCUAAAACCAACUGGCUCUCCCUGUAAAGUUUUACACUUUGAAAUAAACUAUUCUCUACUGCUAUAAAUUUUUGUCUAUAGAGGAUUUUUUUGAAUGAAAGCACACACACACACACACACACACACACACACACAUUUAAACAACAACAGCUUUAUUUACACAGCAUCAGCUGAGUGUCUUAUUUAGACAAAGCAUUCGUGAAAGUCAUUGCAAGAAAUACAUGUCUGGGCAUGUUGAAACAUGUUUUGAGCAGGCCCAGCCACACAAAAAUUUUCAUAUUUACUUUUUACAAAAUGCAUCACCACCCUAUCAUUUUGUGCUAAAUCGUCGGAAUAAUACAAUUUUAAAAUCUGUUCAAACGACAGCCCCUUGCUACGGUGGUGUAGGAAAAACACACAAUGGCAUCCGCAGACGACAGACUGGGGGUCUUGUAACUGUUUCGUUUGAAAAACAGUGCCGGUGACGUUCUUGUUUAAAAACAACAUAAUGCUUUGAGGAAAGAGAGCGCUGUUUGGGGGGUGACCGUACGAGUCGAAAAAUUCUCCGCUGUUCCGAUCCUCCAAGUAAACAGCCAACCAGUGUUCUCCGGGUUGAUUAUGCGGGUGCAUGUUGACUACUAAGCUCAGGGGCCUUUUAGACUGCUGAGUCUUAGGAAGCCAGUCACUGGGGAAAACAUCUAAGAAAGUGUCUUUGGCAUAAGGGUCUGAGGAUAAAACCCUGAUGAUCUGUUCAGUGUCCAUCUUCACAUAUAGUCAAACAGGACGUUUCUUCUCUGAUUUAUUUCUAUGACGUUGUCAAAGACCCCAUACACGAUCAUGUUAACAGUGGUGGGCAAAGCCGCAGCAAAGCGUAUUUCUGCUCUCAGAUUCCCGGUUUUAAUCAGUGAAUAAUGAUCAGCACACUCCUGGUCAGGAGACAGGUCAAAGGCAAAUAAGGUGUACCCCAGAGCAAACUCCUCAUGGUUGAUGAUCAGGGCCCAGUCUUUUGUAUGUUUACCGGCUGUCUGUACCAGCUGCAUGUAUUCUCUCACGCAGUUACCGUUUUCAAAAUCCGGUUGUAGGGGUUUUGUUGGGGUUUGUUCUCCAUCAACGUAGAGGGCCACAAAAUUAAUAUUGUAAUGUUUAAAAUUAAAGGGGUUCUUAGCAUAAUUCCCACUAAAGGCAUCGUUAUCCAUGAACCCGAUGACGAUGAGUUUGGGUAACUGUCCCAGAAACAGAUUCUCCUGGUUGCUGACUCGGCUGCCAGCAGGAAUGCUAAACACUUUCAUACCCACGCGGUCUACGGGGUAUUUAGCGUUGGCCGUAAGCAAGGCCUCCGCGUGGCCCAAUCGGACACCCGGAGCUACCUUCGCUUUUUUCACAAAAAGUGAGGCAGAUGUUAUUUUUAGUUUACAUUGGCCAGCUGCUACAUUGCCCAUCAAGCAGAAGGCAUCUUUGCUACAUGUCAGCUUAAUUUUCACAUCCACGCCGUUCAGCAACAGUUUUUCUUGAAAAAACAAAUCACUAUGGAGAUGACCAAGCAGCUCUAUCUUUUUGCUCCGGCCUGUCAGAUUUGCUCGUCUUCGAAACCCCUGAUUAUGGCCAUCCCUUGCAACCAAUUCAUGAUGCCCAGGGGUAUCUUUGUAAAACAGGCCGGCAGAAAAUUGGGUGGUGAGGGUGUCAUUGCUGUAGUUGAGAACUGAUUCGAUGAAGGCUUGGUAAGGGUAACAGUUGUUGCUCUGGCUUAUGAGACGGUCUCCCAGAGUGACAUCCAGCUGACUGAAGACAGAGGCUAGUGGGUAAUUCACCAGACCCACUGCAGCCCCGGCAUCAAGAUCUGUUCCAUCACCUUUUACAAUCUUGCAGCAAAGGUACAGCAGCGUACUGUUCAAAUCCAUGUAAUCUUCACCAUUCCCAGCUAUGAAAAAGUCAAGGGGGCUGGACUCGGUAAUAGCUGAGAGUGGGGGGAUCUCAACAUACAGGCUUUUCUCGAUGCAGGUCUGCGUUGGGGCUAUUUGAAACACAUCCAGUUCAGAUUUGGCACAUUCUUCAGACCCACAGUGAACAAAGGCCGUGGCGGUUAAAAUAUAUUUCUGUUUCUUCCAGGAGAGCGCCCCUUCUUUUUCCCAGGCUGCUUCUUGGUUUUUUGUGUCUGGCUUCCCCGUCGACUUACCCUCUUCUUUUUAAGGGGUUGUGGAGGUCCUGCACGUCCGGAGUCCGGUACGUCUCUCUUUCUUUUAAGGCUCUUUCUUUGAAUAUACAUGAGACCAGACCCCUCCUGCUUUGCCGGCUUGACCACUUUAUCUAGGACAGCUCGGGAGACAUGGCCGAUCACAUCUUUGGCUAUGUUUUGUGCCGCAUUUUUAGCGUGGGGUUUAAUAAUCUCCAGACCCCUUCUCAAAAGUGGAACGGCUUUUCUAAAGAGGCUGCGAAAUAUACCUCCCACACCAGCCACAUACAUCACGGGUACCCCAUGAUAUCCGGGAAGGCCAUACCCAGCCUGGGCUUUAUAAUAAUUUCUGUACAAAUUAGGGUCCCCAUAGUUUUUUACCAUUACCACUGUACUUUUACUUAUUUUAAAAUCUCAAAGUCUUCCAGGGGUGUAGGUGAAGCUUAACGAUCACCUUACCAAAGCGAAAUGAGACGUGUUUGUUCUGAUCCGUCUUUAUUUCAAUGCUGAUUGUGUCGAUGUGACGUUGACUGAUGGGGACAUAAUGCGGGUUGUCAUACGUGAUGGUGACAAACUCGUUGUUGCUUCCACGGACCGGGACACAACGUAGCAAAGGUACCGAAAACUCCCCGACAAGCUGAUGUUCCACAAUGUCUGUGUAGACAUACAGCGAAUUGGAUCCUCCGGUAAUAUCAGCUGGGAAGGGUGGUUUUUUAACAGAGACUCUGGGUAGCAUUCCCAAAAUAUAGGCUAGCUCACCAAGCGUAUAAAAACCAUAAGAGUUAUCUUUGGCUUUAAGUCUCACUUUCCCGAACGCUUGGUCAUAGUGCAUAACUAAUUCGGGCGGAGUAGGGUUGUUGGUGAUUGUAUUGUUUAUAAGAUCCAGUAACUCUGUGAUGGAUGUAUAAUACCCCCGAGACAGGCUGUACUCCCAUUUUUUAGUCCCAGAAAUAAUUUUGAAAGGGGUGUCUUCGUUGAUGUUGUUCCAGCUGUGUGAGUAUUGUAUUUCUGCUAACCCUAUCUCCCAGUUCCCCAACAGAUCCAGAGGUUUAACCAGGUGUAUGGUAAAGUUUGAGCUGGUGUUCUGCGGAAAAAUGCUGGAGCAAGCGUUGCUGGGUAAAGUAAUGUAAAAGUCACCAUCACACAUCUCGACCUUUUGACUGAGGUACCCCUAUAUGUUACAAACUUGGGAGGCUUCCACCCAACUGUUAAAUUUAGAUGGCCACCCCAACCAUUUUACCAACAACUGCUUCUUUCUUCCUUUUCCUUUCGUUGCUAGAACUUUUUCAACCCUGUAAACUCUGUCCUGUUUAGGAUUCACUUUUUGUAGUUCUUCAGGCUAGAAAGAACCCUCAAUAGGUUCAUCUUCGUAAUCUUUUAGGCGGUAUACAGGCGUCUGCACACGUCUAAGGACUUUAUCCACUAUGAAAAUGUCAUCGGUGAAUGUUUGUUCAUAACCUUUUUCAAACCGCCCUUUGGCUCUAGACACCCUCACGUGGUCUCCUUUUCUAAACACGAGUGCUGCUGGUUUUAUUUUGAAAUAGUCCCCGUACACGGCUUUCCACACCCGUGGAGAGUUUGAGAAGUUCACAUCAACAGGCCUGGUGCGAAUAGUUCUGUGAAAACUGUGGUUGUAACUCUUUAUAAACUCUGGUAACACAUAAAUGUAGCGAAAGGUGUUGCGGGCUGUAAAAUACCUCCACAUCUUUGAUUUUAAUGUUCUGUUAAACCUCUCUACCACCGCCGCUUUCACUUCACUAUUUGUCACAAAAUGGUGAACAUUAUACUGUUUUAACAGCUUACUUAAAGACUUACUUAAAAAUUCUUUUCCCCGAUCAGUCUGUAAUUUUUGAGGUACACGGCCCUCUGUAAAAAUAGUUUUAAAGGCUCGAGCUAUUUCACCACCUGACUUGUCUUUUAGACCCACGGCCCACGCAUACUUUGAUAAUAUGUCUAUCGCUGUUAAGAUGAACUUAACCCCUUUGUUGUGUUUAGAAAACUGCUGCAUAUCCAACAAAUCUGCCUGCCAUUGUGCAUCAAUAUCUGAAACAACAGUCUUGUUUCUUUUAAAAUGUCUUCUUGCCGGUUUGUGCAGGGUAUAAGCAUCCUGGUCUGAAAGCCAGGCGGCCACCCCACUUCUGUUCAGGAACUUAUUCUGCCUUUUGGUAGCUUCAAAAAGCGUGUUCACCCUACCAAAACUACCAGCUUCACCAGGAGAGUAAUAAACUUCCUUUAACAUAGCCUCCUGUGUAGACAUGUCUGUUAACCGUUCCCCCCUACACUUACCCCCACGCUAACACCCGUGUGGUGCAUUCAAACACUUGUGGACAAAUUUAAACCACAGCACAAAGACACCAUCUUCCAAAUUCUCAACUUCUGUUUAGUGGUCAGGGACCUGAUAGGCCAUAACAGCACCAUGUGAUCUAGGGCGGAUCUUGCAGCAUGAGGGGUUGGGCUUUGAGGGUCUGCCUGGGUUGUCCUUCUGAUGUCAUGAACCAUGUGGUGUUGGUGUCACACACCACGUGUUUGGGGUCAGGGGCGGAGUUGCUGAUGUCACGCACCAUGUGAUUGGGGUCAGGGGCAGAGUUGCUGCUGUCACGCACCAUGUGACUGGGGUCAGGGGCGGAGUCGCUGAUGUCACGCACCAUGUGACCGGGGUUAGGGGGUGUGGCUGAUGACGUCACACACCAUAAAAGGGGAAAGGGGUGGGGCAAAGGGGGUGGGACUUCUGGUCCCGCCCACCUGUCACAUUUGCAUUGAAGGGCAGAGAACCAUAUACUACUGAUUAGUCAACCCACCAUUGUGCCAAGGCUGCACAUGCUCAGUAAGAACACCUGGAGCCGUCUGGAACAGGACUGACCUUGCCUGAACAGGCCCUCCCCAUAGGAGAUCAGAGGUAGUCUGCCCCAUAAAAGGGGUAGUGAAGACUGACUCCUUGGGACGCACUCUCCAUCUGGACCAGCACCAUGUCACACCACCUGUCCACCAAGAGGCCCUGCUGGUGACCCCCCUCUGGACAACACCUACUGGACAAGGACCCCUUUCCAGCCUGGAUAGGAUAUUGUAAGCGACUGUGCCAUUCACCUGAGUGCCUGCUGCGCACCAGCCUAUCAGAUGUCGCUGUUGUCCUCAGGAAGGAUGGUCAAUUGCCGAGCCAGAUUCCAGAGGGUCCUCAGUGGUUCUCGCCUGGCAUGACUUCACUGGCUCCUGAUAAGCCCAGUCUGCCUGGGAGACAUCAGGAAUCCACAUGUCUAUCUCAGCUGCAGCUCUGCACCUACUGCUCCCUUGGCUCGGCACGGUCUUGCACCAGCUCUGUUUGGCUUUCGCCCCAGGAACCAUGGACCUUACUCAGAAACAGAGACAAGACCAGCAUUUGAAAGACAAAAGAUCCUGCAGAACCAGCAACUCUCACCAUUACAGACACCCGAAACUGCACAUCCCUGCAUGGAGCACACAUGCUCAGUAUGCCAGGGGCUGACCCCUGCCUGGUCAUGCCUCCUGUCACUAGGGUCACACAAGGUCUACCCCUAUAAAAAGGGGCAGUGAAGACAGACCCAGUGGGAUGCCCUCUCCAUCUGGACCAGCACCAUGUCACACCACCUAUCCACCCAGAGGCCCUGCUGGCAACCCCCCUCUGGACAACAUCUACUGGACAAGGACCCCUUUCCAGCCUGGAUAGUUCUGUUGACUGACCUGGCAGUUGUGAGUGCCUGUUGUCUUUGAUUUCUUUCUCCCCAACCCCAUCUAUGUAACAAAAUGUGGCAGGCUUGCUGGUAGCAGCCUGGCUCACUGGCUUGAAAGGGCUCAGAGUGACUGGUGGGGUACUUCCCUCCUCCCACCAAUCAGGAAAGGUAAGGGGAGAGGCUUGCACCACCACUACCCAGGGGUGAGGAGAAAAUGCUGACCAGAGGGGGAACUAAAGGCAGCAUGCCCUGCAAACAGGCUGCUUUGAUGAGGGACUACAAAGAGGGAUGGUAAAGGGCUGGCGUAGCUGACCAGUGGGGUGGAGCAGUUGCCCCAGAAAUGCCUGGAAGAUGUCUUCACCAGAUGGGAGCAGCAAGUGGCUCCAUCCCAGCCCCACCAUGGAGAGACCUGCAAUGACAGUGCACAUGUCAGUGCAUGGAGGAUCUGGGAGUGGAUGGGACCACAGCAGCUGCACAAGGCUCGGGUCCCGAAUCCUGCACAGGUCAGGGGCAAAAGCCCUUGGUGCACGGACUGGUGCACAGGGUUGGAGAGCCGAUGCACAGGCUGGUGCAUGGAGUAUUCAGGAGUGGACUGGACCCCAGCAGCUUCAUGAGAGGGCACAGAUCACCAGCUCUGCAUGAGGCAGGGGCAGAAGCCCUCGGUGCAUGGACCAGUGCACAGGGCUGGAGAGCCCAGUGCACAGAAUGGUGCACAGAGGAUUCAGGAGCUGACAAAACCACAGCAACUGCAUGAGGCAGUGCAGGUCUCCAACCCUGCGUGAGGCAGGGCACAGGGCCAUUGGGGUGAAGAGCGGGCUGACAGGCUGGGAGAACCACACAUGGCAGCUGGGGCACCCUUGCAGAGGAAGGAGAUGCCUCGCCCCCUUGGAGAUGAGUCAAACCCCAUCAGGCUUCAGGGAGUUGUGAGUCCCCACCCCCGGGAAAUGGAUCCCCACAGGGGAGGAGGGCCCACCAUGCUGCAGGUGACAGAGGGGAAGUCCCUGAUGGGAGGGGGAUAAUACGCCCUGGGGAAAAGAUAGGAGUCCAGGGCUCUGACUUGCCAGAAAUCUCCGGGUUAGGGUCCUGACAGCUGAGUAGCUUGAGCGAAGUCUGGGGUGAUUUAUAGGGUGACAGGAUUCCCUGCUGGAUUGUCAUUUCUUCAUUGGGCACAGCUGUGUGCCACAAUUGCGUUCUGUUCUUUUCCAUCCUCUAUGUUGUUGAAACCCCCGGGGUAACCCUGCACCUCUGUUAUCGUAUUGGGAGAGUGUUAUAAGCUGCUUGGUACUGGUAUUUAUUAUAUGAAGUGUUUUAUGCAAAUGUGUUGCAUGUGAUGUAAGUGUGAUGUAUGCAAAUAUUUCACUAUUGACGCAUUGCUGCCAGUCAUUUUGUUACUGUUCUGUCAACUAACCUCUGUUUUAUCCUUAAGUGCCCCUUCCUUCUCAGGCCUGUAGGGCACUGAAGGAGGGGUAGGGCUGCAGUCUAACCUGAAGGCUACAGGGAACCAAGCCUAUGUGUGGAUUUAGGGUUAAUUAGAGUAUGUUUGGGUGAGUUCAUAACGGUAAAUAAAUAAAUAAACAAACAUUAUGUUUGUAUAUAUACAAAUAUAUAUUUGUAUAUAAUUGUAAUGAUAUUAAAUAUAAAUAUAAAUAAAUAAAUAAUGUCCAGUCUAAACCUA